Molecule: messenger RNA, 420 nt
Organism: Ilex paraguariensis (yerba mate)
Lineage: Eukaryota; Viridiplantae; Streptophyta; Magnoliopsida; Aquifoliales; Aquifoliaceae
Source: the annotation of a GenBank genome assembly
AUGUCCCUACGUCCACUGAAAGCUGGGGAAGGAAAGAACUCUGAUUGCCCAUUGCACACUCCUCGUGUUAAUGGCGAAAUACCUGAUGUGAAUGAUGCAACCCUAGACCAUGAGCCACUAUCUGCAAGGCUGACAACAUACAGUCUAGUGGAAUUGCGAAUUGAGGGAGAUGGCAAUUGCCAGUUCCGAGCACUUGCAGAUCAGUUGUUUCGCAAUCCUGAUUAUCACAAACACGUCAGGAAGGAGGUUGUCAAGCAGCUAAAGCAUUUCAGAAAGUUGUACGAAGGCUACGUUCCUAUGAAGUAUAAAAGCUACCUGAAGAAGAUGAAAAAAUUGGGGGAAUGGGGAGAUCAUGUAACUCUGCAAGCGGCUGCUGACCGAAUUGACUACGCUGUUAGUUUUGUGUCCAUACAUUGCUAG